Molecule: messenger RNA, 716 nt
Organism: Opisthocomus hoazin
Lineage: Eukaryota; Metazoa; Chordata; Aves; Opisthocomiformes; Opisthocomidae
Source: RefSeq, a predicted model, not a curated record
GAUAGCAGAGCUGAGUCAAUUGACAAGAAAAUCGCUAGGCUUGAUGCAGAACUAGUGAAGUAUAAAGAUCAAAUGAAGAAGAUGAGAGAGGGGCCUGCAAAGAACACAGUAAAGCAGAAAGCGUUGAGAGUUUUAAAGCAGAAGCGAAUGUAUGAGCAACAGCGGGAUAAUCUGUCACAGCAGUCAUUUAACAUGGAACAAGCUAAUUACACUAUUCAGGCACUGAAGGAUACAAAGACAACGGUUGAUGCAAUGAAACUGGGGGUGAAGGAAAUGAAGAAAGCUUACAAGCAAGUCAAAAUUGAUCAAAUUGAGGACAUACAAGAUCAGUUGGAGGAUAUGAUGGAAGAAGCCAAUGAAGUCCAGGAAGCACUGAGUCGUAGCUAUGGAACACCAGAGAUAGAUGAAGAUGACUUGGAAGCAGAACUGGAUGCGUUAGGUGAUGAGCUUUUAGCCGAUGAAGACAAUUCCUACUUAGAUGAGGCUGCAUCUGCUCCAGCAAUCCCAGAGGUCACUCCUACUGACACGAAAAACAAAGAUGGUGUACUGGUGGACGAGUUUGGAUUGCCGAAGAUCCCUGCAACAUAAACGUUCCGGGAGAACAAUGGAUAUAACGAACUACACUUCACAAAUCAAAUUACGAAUUUCUUUUUCAAUCCUGGAGAACUCGUCCUUCCAGUGUAACUUUAAUAUUAAUCACUACGUCCUAGAACGCA